UGACGUCUCGUUACCCUUGACGUAAAUUCAGUGAGCAUAUAAAUUCGCCAACGUUCCGUCAUUGAGUCAGUGGUGUUUGGAAAUUACUCGGAGUAGGUGAUUCAACAUCGUUGAAAAUAAUGCGUAGAAAAAUGUGUAACUUUGAUGUAAAGUUUUUGGUGAUUUUUAUAAUACUUGUACAACAGGUCUUCACGCAGACGACUACAAUUUAUUUUGAUAUUUCAACUACAACUGCUGCAUCUCCUCAGCCAGGAUGCAGAUGUGUGCCUGCUGGAACUUGUGUUGUAUCUCCAGGGAUCGACAUAAGAAUAGUCAAUUCGGGAGCGCAAAAUUGCGCUGCGGGACAAGUGUGGUGCUGCGGAAAUUCAGGUGGUUUUACGAGUUCCUGUGGUAGACGGAAAGUCACUAAUGCCUCGCCUCAACCUACUGGAACCGCGAGAUACGGUGCUUAUCCUUGGCAAGUGGCUCUUUUGACACUUGACAAUAUGUACAUUGGCUCUGGAGUACUUAUCAAUGCCAAUUUUGUGCUUACGGUGGCUCAUAAGGUUCAACCAUAUGCACCUGCGAACUUCAAACUACGUCUAGGAGAUUGGGACGGUAAAGCUACAGUAGAGCCAAACCCAUACGUGGAAUUCCGUCCUCUAUCAAUAGGAAUUCACCCAAAUUUCAAAGCUGACACUCUCCAGAACGAUGUAGCAGUGAUUCGGCUGAACGGAAUGGCGCCUAUCGCCACAGCUCCCAACAUCAACACCGCGUGCUUACCCACAGCAAUGAUAGCAACUGGAACAAGGUGCUGGGUCAGCGGAUGGGGAAAAAACUCGUUUGGAAGUGAUGGACGCUAUCAGGCACUUCUGAAGGAAGUUGAUGUUCCUAUUGUAGAUCAAGGCAGCUGCGAAACUCGCCUCAGGACUACGAGACUAGGAUCCUAUUUUGUUUUGGACACGACCAGUUUCAUUUGCGCAGGGGGUGAAGCGGGAAAAGACGCUUGCACUGGAGACGGUGGGGCCCCCCUGGUCUGUCAAACCGCCACUCAACAGUUCCAAGUAAUUGGCCUCGUUGCAUGGGGCAUAGGUUGCGCAUCAUCCGGAAUUCCCGGUGUUUACGUCAACGUCAACAACUAUGUCGCAUGGAUAAAUCAACAAAUGGCAUCUAUGGGCUAAACAAAAUCACCUAAAACUCGUAUUUAAACUAACAAGGAUACUCACUAGUCAGUGAAAAAUGACAAGCAAACUAAUCAUUGACGACGAAUUAUUUUUAUAUGUAACAAAUCUACUGAACAACCACCCGAAAAUUAGAAACACCAAUUAAGGACUGACGAAUAAAAUUUAUAUUUUCUCCAAGUUA
This is a messenger RNA of Diachasma alloeum, 1344 nucleotides long. RefSeq names its product phenoloxidase-activating factor 2. Gene Ontology annotation, biological process: proteolysis. Gene Ontology annotation, molecular function: serine-type endopeptidase activity. Lineage: Eukaryota; Metazoa; Arthropoda; Insecta; Hymenoptera; Braconidae. The record is from RefSeq and is a predicted model, not a curated record. The coding region runs from base 120 to 1160 and encodes 346 amino acids. The transcript is spliced from 6 exons.